Cladocopium goreaui is the source of this 2319-nucleotide messenger RNA. The record is from the annotation of a GenBank genome assembly. Lineage: Eukaryota; Dinophyceae; Suessiales; Symbiodiniaceae.
AUGGUUCCAGCCAAGUCCCCCGCCUGCACAAGAUGCCAACAACAGCAGCAAAGGCCUUAUCGUGUUGGUGAAGGAUUCCCGUUGCCACCGGCUUCAUUUGAGUCCUGCUUGCAGGAUGAUCCACAGGCUCUUCAAAACAGCGGUGUGCCUCUGCGAAAAAGGCUCGCCUUCGCCUAUGGGCCAAUCGAGGACCCGAUCCAGCAUCUGAAGUUCAAGGAAAUGAAGACGCAGAGUUCGCAGCCGAACUUUGUACGGUUCUGGCGGACAACGGAUCGAAGACUCUUCGCAUUGGAGAGUAGCGCGCCGUCGGGCCGCUAUCCCAAGAUAUGGGACCUGCCUUGUAUGCAGAGGCUCCGCCGCCGCACCGGCGCAAAAAUUGUCUCUAUGGCUAUGUGCGCUUGGGGUCUGGGACCGCCUGAGACUGAGGAGGGCCUGUUUCAUCGCAAGCAUUCUUGGUGGCUGGUCUCCCCAGAACUCUACCCAUGGGCCUUGUUAUUCCUUGGUAGGCAGUGCCCAGGAGUCGGCCCGACUCACCAGCACGCACCCUUGAAGGGACCCAGUCCAAUUCCUCAAGUACCUCUCACUCGACUGGCACAGCAAUACGCACCAGCUUUGUGUGCAGCCUGGGGUCUGGUAGUCCGAGCAGCCUUUGAAGAAUGGAGCUGGACAACAUAUCUGCAAGAGCACAGCGUGCUCAAAGCCCUAGAGAAAUGUUGGACCGAACUGGGCGCACCCCCUUGGCCGGCUGAUCCAGCCAAUACUUUGGAGCGAACACUUGGCCAACAUUUGGCACCGGUGGUUGCUGGCCAAGCGGAUGGACCAGGCCUCCCACAUGGCUAUGUUCAGGAUGGGUCUGUUUCCGAUCCCGAAAAGCAAGCUGAGGGGCAGGGCACAAGGGCAGGCAGCGUCGACGACGCCAAUGGCCAAAGCACUGCUGAGAAAUACUUGGAGGUAUGCCAGAGUGCUUACAGCAAGGAGGCAGUGAGAAAAGCAACAGAGGCAGGAAAUGCGUUGUUGAGGGCCGCCGGCUCGGUGCCAAGAGCAGCUGAAUUAGUCAACAAAGCGAGGCUGAGGAAGUAUGGGGAACACUUCCAGAAGGCAAAGGAAGGAGCAUUGAAAGGGCUCAGCCCCCUACGCGAGCAAUACUUGAAAGACUGUGUGCCCAAGGGCGUGCCCAGUCGAGCUAAGAGUACCCCCAAGAGAGAGAAGGCCCGAAACCACGGCUCCGUCACGGGGCACGAGGAAGAGAUGCUGCAGAAGGCAUGGAAAGACGCAUCUUAUGGGGCGGUACUUCUGUGUUCCACAGAGACCGAAGACCAAGAAGAAAAUCGGCAAAUCGACCAGAUACUGACCGAGAGCAAGGUGGCCGAGAGCCCUCUCGGCCGAGUGCCCAAGCAAAACCCCGACAGAACCAUCUCAGCGGAAGGUCGUCCCAUCAACGAUAUGCGAGCUAGGAAUGCUUCGGGCUCCAAAUACGACCACCCACCCGCCGCUCAGCCUAGGCACAGAGCAGUGGUCAGGCAAAGCCUUUGGUGGAGGGUGCGACACCCGAAAGUUCCACAGAGGUGUGCGAAACGCGAUGUGCCAAGGGCUUUCAAGUGGCACUUCCUCAAGCCGGGCGAUGUCCCUGAGUUCUGCACGAGGAUUCUAGGUGUGCUGAUCCUGAGUCUGGUGAUGGUGUUCGGUUGGGUAGGAGCGCCAGGGGAGUUCGUGAUAUGGGCCACCGCAGCCCAAAAGCACCACGGGUCGUUCCGACCAUGCCACCUUCAAUUCAACGAUGUGGUGCCCUACACCAGCCGAUGGCUGAUGGAUGACGGCGUGGUGGUAGAGGGGAAUAGGAUCCAGAGAUCCCUGUCAGCAAUGGAUGCAGUCUGGGGCCCUGGAGCCAUCAAUCUUGACAAGAAGGUUGUGGUCCUCCCGGAACCGAAGCGAAUAAAGGCGAAGUAUCUCUUAAGAGAGCCUCAGCUUCAAAGGGGGUGCCAACGAGUUCGUACCAAGCUGCUCCGAGAACUGGCCGGGACAGCGCAGUAUUGGGCCGUCUCCGCUCCGGAGAUUGCACCCUAUCUACCAGUCUUUUACAGGCUCCUGCAGCAGGAAGUAGGCGAUCAUGAAUGGGUGAAACCCAGGGGGUCGGAGAGUGAGCUAGAGGCUGCCUGGGCUGAGUUCUGGGAUGCGCUCGAUUGGGUUCGCCUCCAGAUGGAAAAGCCUUGGGGAACCAGUUUCAAAACAGCUUUCGGCAAGCUCCUGCCGUUAAGGAAAGGCUCGCACUCCCUGGCAUGGCCGCUUCGGCCCGAUUCGUUGGAGGAGAUGCCACGCUAA